UUCAAACCCCCAUUCCCCCAGUGAGUCCACUCCACACCACUCAUUUCAAUAUAAAAUAGAAAUCCAAAAACAGAAACCCUUGCAAAGUGUAUAUAUAUAUGUAUAAGUGCACUUACCGAACACACUCUUUUUUUCUGCAUUUAAUUCCAAUAAUUGAUGGACAAAAUAUCAAUGUUUCCUUCCAACAUCUUCAUCGUUUUCCUCUGUUUUCUUCUCACCUCAGGACUAGGCAUUAUCCAUGGGUCAACCCUUGUGCCGAAAAAGCUGUUUGUGUUCGGGGACUCUUAUGCCGACACGGGUAACAUUAGAAAAUCCUUGGGAAGCUCUUGGAAGGAGCCGUACGGCUUCACCUUUCCCGGAAAGCCAGCUGGCCGGUUUUCCGAUGGACGUGUCCUCACCGAUUACCUCGCCAAGUUCUUGGGACUCAAGACCCCAUUAGCCUACGAAUGGAUGAAAUUAGGAGGGAAAAAAAUUGACAAUGGGUUGAACUUUGCGUAUGGAGGGACUGGCGUUUUCGACACUUUAGGCGGUUUGCUGCCGAACAUGAGCACUCAAAUCGACUUCUUAGAGAACCUCAUGAACCAAUCUCUCUACACAAAAUCGGAUUUGCAAUCGUCUGUUGUUCUUGUUUGUCUUGCCGGUAACGAUUAUGCCGCCUAUGGUUUGCAAAAUUACAUCCCACUUGUGAUCAAUCAACUAGCACUAAACCUAAAGCGGAUUAAUGGGCUUGGGGCGAGUAAAAUUGUGGUUACAGCUUUGCAGCCAUUGGGCUGCCUCCCACGCAUGACCCGGAUGUCGUCCUUUCAGCAAUGCAACGCCACCCAGAACCUGUUAGUGGGCUACCACAACUCUCUUUUGCAGCAGGCCGUGGCCCAAUUAAAUAACGAGACCAAAAGCCCAACCUUUUUUAUCCUCGAUCUCUACAGCACCUUCACAAGUGUGCUCCAGCAAAAAGGAGAAUUUCAAGGUGACUUAAAAUUUGAGACACCAUUGAAGCCCUGUUGCAUGGGAAUCAACAAUACUUACUCAUGCGGCAGUGUGGACGAGAAAGGUAACAAAAUGUACACAAUUUGCAGCAACCCAAAAUCGUCAUUUUUCUGGGACUUGUCUCAUCCCACCCAGGCUGGAUGGGGUGCCGUCUACGCAUCAUUAAAGUAGGGCCUCGACCAAUUCAUGUAAAUUGUAUUCAUUAAUUAAACCUUUCAAUUAGUUGUGUUGUUUUUGUUAUUGACGUCGCUGUUUUCAUGUUUGCCCUUUUGGGUUCAGUAGUGUAUUCUUUUUCGAGUGUUGGAUUGUAAUUUGAUGGGUUAAACUUUCUUUUUUUUUAUUGUUUAUCUCACUUUAGCUAUUAAGUUUAUGGUGUUAACAGAUUCACUUGGAUGGCUGGAUCCUAAUUAUUCCGGCCACUAGCGUUUAGUUCAAUCUCAUCAUUCUAAUUAAUCAUUAAGGCUUUGUUUGGUUGGACUGAUAGGAUUAGACUAAAUUAAGAUGAGGUGGUUAGAUUAUACUGUAUUGAUAAAAUUAAUAUCAUAUUUGUAAGUACAUUUGAUGUACGGGAUAUAACUUACUAAUAUAAAUGCGUUUAGACUAUUUUGCCCUUAUCUCCUUCCUUUUCUCUUUCACUAUUAUUUUUUGUCUUAUUUUUAUUCACCUGUCCUUAACACUGCAAGUUUGCAACACUCAUUUCUCCUCCUCCGAUCAGAUAAGACUAGCAGUUGAGCAAGCAACAGAACAUAGUCAUAUACAUAAUAAUUGGUGGAGGACGAAUACGAUCAGGAAUCCGAUGAAGAUGAUUUUGUAGACCGCCAUCAACAGUAAGACUCUGCUGCCGCUGCCUCCGCCUCCGUCGUCUGGUCCAAAUUCUUGACCUUCUAGUUCUGCUACCUCAUCUACCUCUUCGGCUUCAUUCCUUUCCACGACCGUCGUCUUCUACACCGUUGCCUCACUCUACACCGCCAAGCUCGUCUCCUUUUUGUCCACCAUAGUCGCAAUUCCCAGUGUAGUCUGUCGCUUGUUCAUCUCACUCCAGCUCGCGAGUGUCGUCAAGACGAUCGCAACACUCACCCGAGAGUCCUCGUUCGCGUGCCCGUGAGUUCUCCCAGCAGCGCACGUAGCACUCGCCCGAGAGUCCUCUCUUGCGUGCCCGCGAGUUCCCCCAGCAGCCGCACACAACACACUCCCGCGAUUUCUCCAUCGCGUGCCCGCGAGUCCUGUACGCCCGGUCGCGAGUCAGCGUCCAUGAAUCCUAGGCACUCGCCCGCGAGACCCCUUUCUUAAGGUCGCGAGUCCCAGAUCGAGAGAACUCCAGCACUCGCGAGUUCCCAUGUCAAACUCUCCCAAGACACUCGCCCGCGAACUUCAGUUGGCUAGGUCGCAAGUGUGUUUCAUUAGAUGUGUGUGUUUUAGUGUGUUUUUGUGGUGUUGCUAUAAAUAGAUUUAGUGCUUUGUAUUUUGGGAUCAAUUCCUCAUUUGCAAGAUUUUUUUCUUAGUUUCUCUCUCUCUCUCU
This is a messenger RNA of Striga asiatica, 2506 nucleotides long. Lineage: Eukaryota; Viridiplantae; Streptophyta; Magnoliopsida; Lamiales; Orobanchaceae. The record is from the annotation of a GenBank genome assembly.